UCCUAAAGCUGAAAGAGUACUCUUCUGCAUUAAUGGUUCUUUGGUCCUAGCAACGGUUCAAAAGUCCAAUCAACACAUCACAACGUGGACACAAGCGAAUCUCCCAUCAAACAAAACGAUAAAGAUUCCUAACUCACUUAUUGUUUAAUUUAUUGUAUAAUCACUGUCAGCGUAUAACUUAUUUUAAUCUAAAAAACAAUAAAGGAAGACGAGUUUUACUGGUGAUUGCAUCAUCCCAGUCUGGUUCUACUAAAUAAUUGCUUCUCAGCACUUGCACGCAAUUUGAAACUAUUGGUCGUACUAAUUCUCUGAGCUGCUUUUACAUUUAAUCCUGCUCUGUUAAUCUUAUUGUUGAUUAUAUAGAUUGAAUUAUAAUUCUAAGCCUCUGUUUCUUAAUGGGUUCAAUCAGAAAUAGCAAAAGAUACGUGGGUUUUGUAGCUGGGUGGUGGUGGUUGUUGUUGUUGUACUUACAUGGUUAUUCAGUGAAUGGAAUCGGAGUAAAUUGGGGAACUCAGGCGAGUCAUCCUUUGCCGGCUUCGACGGUGGUAAGGAUGCUAAAAGAUAAUGGGUUUGACAAGGUUAAGUUAUUCGAUGCUGAUUCCAGGAUUUUGAAUGCGCUUUCCAAUUCCGGAAUUCAAGUGAUGGUGGGUAUCCCUAAUGACAUGCUUUUCUCUCUUGCCAAUAGUGUCCAGGCAGCUGAAGAUUGGGUUGCUCAGAAUGUUUCCUCUCAUGUCUCUUCCAAUUCUGUUGACAUCAGGUAUGUUGCUGUUGGAAAUGAACCAUUUCUUUCAACUUACAAUGGAAGUUUCCUUAACACAACUCUUCCUGCUCUUCAAAAUAUCCAGGCAGCUCUUAUAAAAGCUGGCUUGAGCACUCGGGUGAAAGUCACUAUUCCUUUAAAUGCUGAUGUUUACCAAAGUCAAUCAGAUCGCCCUUCUGAUGGUGACUUUCGGUCAGAUAUUCAUGAUCUCAUGGUGCAGAUUGUUCAGUUUUUAAGUGACAAUGGAGCUCCUUUUACUGUAAACAUAUACCCCUUCAUAAGCCUUUAUGACGACCCCAAUUUUCCGAUUAACUAUGCCUUCUUCGAUAGCAACAGUUCUGCUACAACUACUAUAAAUGAUGGUGGAAGAGUGUAUACAAAUGUGUUUGAAGCUAACUAUGAUACCCUCGUAUGGGCUUUACAGAAAAAUGGAUAUGGUAAUUUGUCAAUAAUUGUUGGGGAAAUUGGAUGGCCUACUGAUGGAGACAAAAAUGCAAAUCUCAAUUAUGCCCAACGCUUCAACCAAGGGUUUAUGUCUUUCAUCAAUAGUGGAGAAGGAACCCCAAUGAGAUCAGGUGCCUUGGAUGCCUAUUUAUUUAGUCUUAUUGAUGAAGAUGCCAAAAGCAUUCAACCAGGUAACUUUGAACGCCAUUGGGGUUUAUUUUACUUUGAUGGAACACCCAAGUACCAGCUUAACCUUGGAACAGACAACUCCAAUGGUUUGGUAGCUGCAAAGGAUGUACAUUAUCUUGCCCAAAAAUGGUGCAUCAUGUCACCUUCUGCAAAUCUUGAUGACCCACAAGUUGCACCUAGUGUGAGCUAUGCCUGUGCCAAUGCUGAUUGCACAAGUCUUGGCUAUGGAACUUCCUGCAGCAAUUUGGACGCCCGUGGAAACAUUUCGUAUGCGUUUAACAGUUACUACCAGAUAAAUAACCAACUUGAUAGUGCCUGCCAGUUUCCUAAUCUUUCCAUUGUCACCACCAGCAAUCCAUCAGUUGGAGAUUGCCAAUUUAGGAUCAUGAUUCAAACCACUAGUGCAAGUGUCGGGCGGAGGAUAGUUGUUUCCAUAACAACGCAUACUGCUCUGGUGGUGUUGGUGUUUCUGAUUUUGCUUACAAUGAUGUAAAAUAUUUGGGCUUGAGCUGUCUUUGUAUAUAGGCUUGAGUCAUUAUAGUGAUUAUUUGACGUGCAUACAUACAAAUUACACUAUACGGUUAGGCCCCAAACUUGUAUUUGUAUACAGAUUACCGUUUUGAGACAGCAUUGUUGUAUUUUACGUUACUGUAUAUAUGAAUAAUUCUACACGUUCCUUCAUUUAA
Messenger RNA from Mangifera indica (mango), 2079 nucleotides. RefSeq names its product glucan endo-1,3-beta-glucosidase 5. Bases 396 to 1886 code for a protein of 496 amino acids. The transcript has 2 exons. Gene Ontology annotation, molecular function: hydrolase activity, hydrolyzing O-glycosyl compounds. Gene Ontology annotation, biological process: carbohydrate metabolic process. Lineage: Eukaryota; Viridiplantae; Streptophyta; Magnoliopsida; Sapindales; Anacardiaceae. Gene Ontology annotation, cellular component: plasma membrane. The record is from RefSeq and is a predicted model, not a curated record.